AUGUCGCACGAUGCGCAACAAAAGAGCAGAUCUUUGACAUUGGUGCUCAUGGUUGCAUCUGCAGCCAUUGGAGGAACUCUCCAGUAUGGAUACAACCUGGCUAUCAUGAAUGCACCUAAUACUUUCAUACAGACCUUCAUCAAUGAGACCUUCAUGGAGCGCUGGGCCAUCCAGCUGGAGGACUACCAGGUGACUCUGGUGUGGACCAUCAUCGUCUCCAUCUUCUCACUCGGUGGUCUUGUGGGGGCUAUCAUCGCGGGGCCCAUGUCCAUUUGCUUCGGGAGGAAAAAAUGCCUGCUGCUCAACAACAUUUUCCUCCUAAGCGGUGCUCUCUUGGCUUUGACAAGUAGAGCUGCCCGAUCUGUUGAAAUGAUCAUUUUGUCACGUGUCCUGAUUGGAAUAAAUGCAGGAAUCAGCAUGAAUGUGCAACCCAUGUAUUUUGGAGAAAGUGCACCAAAGCAUCUCAGAGGGGCUGUGUCCUUGUCCUCUGCAGUUUUUACAUCCUUUGGAGUCGUAUUAGGACAAGUAGUGGGACUCAGAGAGAUAUUGGGCAGUGAACCAUGUUGGCAGUAUCUUCUUGCCAGUAACGCCAUUCCUGGCUUGAUUCAGCUCCUUACCCUGCCCUGGUUCCCAGAAAGCCCCAGAUACUUACUCAUCGACAGGGGGGACAAGGAGGCCUGCAUCAAUGCUUUACGACGGUUGCAUGGCUGUGAGGUCGAGAGCAGCGAACUGGCUGAGAUCCUCGAGGAACAAGCCGAAACCAAAGGCAUGAAGCCCUGCGGGCCAUGGGAGCUUUUCCGUGACCGCUCCGUGCGCUGGCAGCUCAUCUCCAUCAUGGUCAUCAGCAGCGCCAUGCAGCUGUGCGGCAACGACUCGAUCUACUUCUAUGCAUCCUAUGUCUUCAAAGAAGCUGGAAUAUCAAACGAGCAAAUCCAGUAUGUCACAAUCGGCACGGGCACGUGCGAGUUCACAGCCUGCAUCAUGUGUAACCUGCUGAUCGAGCGCAAAGGUCGGAGGUUCAUGCUGAUGGGAGGCUAUAUCCUCAUGACCGUCUGGGCUGUUGUCUUCACCUUUGCUUUGUCUUUUGAGCACUUAAUAUCCUGGAUGCCUUACCUGAGCAUGGCCUGCAUCUUCACCUACAUCCUCAGCUUUGGCAUGGGACCAGCUGGUGUGACUGGAGUCCUGCCCACAGAGAUCUUCAACCAAACUGCUCGGCCGGCGGCCUACAUGAUCGCCGGCUCUAUGAUGUGGCUCAAUCUCUUCGUCGUGGGAAUGAUCUUUCCAUUUCUAGUGAGCACAGCACGCCAGUAUUGUUUUGUGCCUUUCGGGACUGUGUGUCUGCUCUCUGCGCUGUAUGUUGGCCUGUUCCUGCCGGAGACCAAGGGCAAGUCGUUAUCAGCCAUCACUGGCGAAUUCCACGUGCUCAACUUUAAAAAUGAGGAAGCGCACAGUAGUCAGAUUCAGUAUCAGCUGGGCGAAGUGUGUCCAUCCACUACCUGGUGAAAUUUAGUCUAAUAGAACUUUUUUUUUUAUUUUCACUUAUGUGCACUUUGAUAGAAAAUAGCAAAAUUAUUCUGGGUUCAGAUAACUCUACUGCAGAAAUGUAUAUUUGUGUAAGUAAAAUGAUAUUGUAUGGUGGAUGGGGUGGAGGACAGGCUUUAUCAUGUUGUCGGAGCACAUUGUUUCCCCAGCAUUUGUUGAUACAUGAGAUAUGAAUUCACAGCAAACCACUCAAAAAAUAUCCAAACAGCAUCAUCUAUAAAUUGAAAUAAUGAUAAUCUUGUCUCAUUUUACUCACAAAUCUACAGCAUAGGGAAAACUGAGCUUUUGUUGUGGAAAAACUGUUCAAUUUGCAUGAAGAGCAACAGGGUAUUUGUACAUUCUGCCCUCUAGUGGAUGAACAUUGAAUUGUUUUGCUUUCUUGACAUCACUGGUCGAUAGGUAGGUAAAAUAAUAACUUAUGUAUUUAGACCGUGUCCACCCUCACAAAUUGCAUCUACGGUAUAAAUGUCCACACACUAUCCGUUUCAAUGAUGACUGAAUAUCAUGAUCUUUUUAAAUAUGUUUAUCUCGGCUGUUCUGCUUUGUGUUUUAAACAAAGGCCAAUCAAAUAUUUUGCGUUAUACUUGUAUUUGUAUGAGACGGCCUCUGCAUAGUAACAAGUUGUAUUUUUUUUUCAUGUAGUUAAUUCAAAUUGCGUGU
Syngnathus acus (greater pipefish) is the source of this 2202-nucleotide messenger RNA. RefSeq names its product solute carrier family 2 member 11a (gene slc2a11a). The coding region runs from base 1 to 1503 and encodes 500 amino acids. The record is from RefSeq and is a predicted model, not a curated record. Gene Ontology annotation, biological process: monosaccharide transmembrane transport. Gene Ontology annotation, cellular component: membrane. The transcript has 12 exons. NCBI's taxonomy places the organism in Eukaryota, Metazoa, Chordata, Actinopteri, Syngnathiformes, Syngnathidae. Gene Ontology annotation, molecular function: hexose transmembrane transporter activity.